UACAAAACGCUUCGAGCGUGGGAGGGGUCGCCCCUCUUUACUCAUAUACGCCUGACCAGUCCGGGUUUUAGCAUGUUCGUUGGCGAGACCCAAAGCUUGACGCUUUGGCUUAUUUCGGAACUAUUUUCUUUUGGCUGAAAAGAAAUGUACGAACUAACUCGCCAAACUUUGUGUGAUAAGUAGGCUGAAGCUUCGGGAUUCACGAGGAAAGGGAAACAAGAGGAGGGCACAGACAGAAGGAAGGGAGGAAUAAAACGAAAGAGGCAAAAAUGACUUGGAACUGUGUGGGAAGACAUGGGAGGAGCUUGCAAAGUAUAAACUUGGAUGUUUCCUAGCAGUGGAGAGCCUCAGCACGGUAAACGAUGCCAAAAGUAAAUGAAGAGGACGAAUGCACCGUCGCAUUAACAGAACAUUUAGCGGAUAUUCUUUAAAGUUCAGUCUUCUGGAAUAUCCGCGAGACGCCCGCAGCUCAGGAACUGACGCUGGGAUCAACUGUUCGGGUGCACUGGAGCUGGACUCGGUGUGGCAUGCGUGGAUCAAAUAUUCCUGCAUAGACCAAUAAGACUCUCUUGUCCUAAAAGAAAGAAAGCGAACAUUUGUCAUAAGAUGAUCUGGCCAUUGUUUUUGCUGCUCUGUGCUGCCGGCGUGUUGUCGUCUUCCACCCAGGUGGCUACAAUCUACCCUCAAGACCCUGCCCUUCCCAUCGGCUCCAGCCUGACAGCCACAUGCUCAGUGAAUCCAGACCACGGCGUUCAUGCAGGCUCACUCUACUGGACACUAAACGGGAAGCGUCUUCCCAGCAGCACCUACAGCGUUUUGAGCCCCACCGUGCUCAGUGUCACCCUCCCGCGGCUCUCGGGGUCCCGCCAACGCUCCGGAGACAACCUUGUGUGCCAUAACAGCGGGGGUCAUGUGCUGGCCGGCUCCUGCAUCUAUGUUGGCAUGCCUCCUGAGAAACCUGUGAAUCUUACCUGCUGGUCCAGGAACACUAAAGACCUCACCUGUAGAUGGGCCCCUGGGGGCCAGGGAGAAACCUUCAUCAAGACAAAAUACACACUCAAAUAUAAGCUCAGGUGGUAUGGACGAGAAAAGGAGUGUGAGGACUACAACGCGGGAGAGCCGUACACAUGCUACAUCCCCCGCGACCUCGCCCUCUUCACGCCCUACGAGAUAUGGGUGGAGGCAUCUAACCAACUCGGAACUGCAACAUCUGAUGUCAUCUACUUGGAUAUCUUAGACGUGGUGACAACAGACCCACCGACUGACGUGACAGUGAGCCGAGUGGGCGACCUGGAAGACCAGCUGACCGUGCGUUGGGGGACACCGCCUGCACUAAAAGACUUCCUCUUUCAGGCCAAAUACCAGAUCAGAUACAGACUUGAGGAAAGCAUCGACUGGAAGGUGGUGGAUGAUGUUGGGAACCAGACUUCCUGCAGACUGGCAGGGUUGCGGCCAGGCACAGUGUAUUUUGUGCAGGUGCGCUGUAAUCCGGUUGGGAUUCUGGGAUCUAGGAAAGCAGGCAUUUGGAGUGACUGGAGUCACCCAACAGCAGCCUCAACACCACACAGUGAGCGGCUGCUGACAGGGUCAUGUGACUCAAAGGCAGGGCAGCAGAACUCCACGUUGCGGCGGGACUUAAAGCAGUUCUUUGGCUGGGUGCGCAAACACGCCUAUGGUUGCAGCGGGAUGAGCAUCAAACUUUAUGAUCAGUGGCGGGUCUGGCUGCAGAAAUCUCACAAAACACGCAACCAGGUUGGUUCUUCAAGGAGAUAAAUCAUAGCACGUCGCUCCUGGCAGGCAGAACAUUUAACAACAACAGCACACUGUGGAAGAAUUCACAUUUUCCAGACCGCUGCUUGGCUCAGUGCAAGGAAGUUAAAGUACAGCUGGUUAAAGUACAAAGGUGACGGGCAUUUGGUCCCUUGGACACAGAUUGAAUUGUGCAGUUCUCUACAACGCCUUAUUAUACAGGAAAACAAACUGUUAAACGUCUUUCUUUGAUAAUAGCCAUGAAGAUCAUGUGGAUUAUAUCCUCGCAUCUCGCUAUCCGUGGAGACAAGUUCUUGAUCGUGUCGGGGAGCAAUUAAUUACAGGUCAUAAUUUGCACAUUUACUUAGAGGAUGGCCACACUUGAGCAAUGCUUAGCUGACGUGACACAUAGUCUAUAUGUGGACCCAUGACGUUUUCAGAUCUUGCUAACUUUAGCUGACCUGUAUGUUAAAGAGGUUCCUCAUGGACAAAUGAAAAAAUGUCUGGAUGUUUUUCAGCCAAUGGUUUGUGUAACUUCAAGACAACUGGAAGAAUUGUAAGACCAUCCAGUUUUACCAAAGGUACCUUUCAUGAAUGUUUGAGUGUGACAGUUGUGACUAUAUGACAGCAGUUUACCUAAAAAAAUGGACAGGUAUACCUCACAGAACAUCUUGCCACUUUUAAUCUCCUGUUUCUUUUAGUAACCGGCACAUGGCCUAUCAAAAGUUGCAAUGCAAUGCUGAACAUAUCAAUCCAUAGAAAAAGACCCGUUGCGUUUGAAACUCAGUUCUAAUGUUGGACCCUCUGACAUUCACUAUAUUCAGGAUCUACACUAAAUUAACAUGUUGGAAACUCAGUGGACUCCAUUUAAUGAAUGGAGAGGAAAGUUAUGGCCAGCCAAUGUUCUCUCUCGUGUUUAUAUAUGUGUUGCAGUUACAAAACUGUAACUGUGUUUGUAGCAUUGAACUGUUUGAAAAUAAUUUUAUGUAUUGAGACAUUUUACUGCUUUUAUUUUUGUACUGAAUUGUAUCCGCAUAUUUAAUUUUAAAGUUAUGUUUUGACUCUUAAGUUAUGUGUAGGUAGAUUAUAUUAUUAUUGACUGAAUUGUUAAACCCUAAUAUUGUCCAUAAAAUCAUUCUUUAAGAUAAAACGUAUGAACUUUUGAACUUCUUGACAGAACAAAAUCAGUAUUUUUGUCUUAUAAACUUGUCUAGGAAUCAUAUAAAGCAAGAAAAUUCUACUUCAGAAAUAAAUGUGUUUUCAGAGAAUGUAAGUUCUUCUUACCACA
Messenger RNA from Rhinichthys klamathensis goyatoka, 3037 nucleotides. It is a transcript of the gene crlf1a, whose product is annotated as cytokine receptor-like factor 1a. The transcript has 9 exons. Gene Ontology annotation, cellular component: external side of plasma membrane. Gene Ontology annotation, biological process: cytokine-mediated signaling pathway. The record is from RefSeq and is a predicted model, not a curated record. Bases 607 to 1773 code for a protein of 388 amino acids. Gene Ontology annotation, molecular function: cytokine receptor activity; protein binding. Lineage: Eukaryota; Metazoa; Chordata; Actinopteri; Cypriniformes; Leuciscidae.